Messenger RNA from Equus quagga, 2056 nucleotides. It is a transcript of the gene LRRC3B, whose product is annotated as leucine rich repeat containing 3B. The record is from RefSeq and is a predicted model, not a curated record. Gene Ontology annotation, molecular function: protein binding. The transcript is spliced from 2 exons. Lineage: Eukaryota; Metazoa; Chordata; Mammalia; Perissodactyla; Equidae. The coding region runs from base 972 to 1751 and encodes 259 amino acids.
CUGGCUCCCAGACUCGGGGCCCCAGGCGGAGGUGGGUCUGCCCACCUAGCAGCUCCUAGGUAGAUACUUCUGGUUGUUCCAACGCUUUGGCGGACGCUGGAAGGCAAGACUCUUUCCUCAUUUGCACCCCAGCAAUCUCGAAUGGAAAACCACUUGCGGGAGGGGGCCUAGACUGCUGUUUGGAAGAAGGGGCAGCCCCCAGGCUCUAUUUAUCCUGGUGGAGAACACACUGGGCUGCCAAAGGCCUGGAAGCACCCCAUUUGACCCUUCUCUCUGAGGAGGUGCACGCCCCUUUCCAAGCGGUGCCUUUGGCUGAGAGUCCGGUUCUCGGUUCCUACUGGCCUCAUAGAGAAAGAAGAAUUUGGAGGUUGAUUGGGUCUGGAGCCGCGUAAAACCCUCUGGUCCUCCCUAUUCAGACCUCCCACGUGCAGCUUUUAGGGGCACAGGCGUCUUUGCAGUUGCCCUGUAGAAGUCUCCUGUUCUCCCAUGCCUACUGGGAGAAAGCAGAGCUCAGCGCAGUCCCCUUUUCUGGGCCCCCAGCCUUGACUAGACUCUUCCGGAAGAGACGUCGACUCACCAGGGCUCCGGGGAGGAAUCCUGAGGUCGGUCCCUCCCAUCCCGGGGUACCCCUGGGGCAGCGAGCUCCCUGUCUCCCCGCGGCGAGCUUCAAAGCCACAAGGAGCGGGAACGGGGAUUCCCUCCGCGCAGGCUCCGGGUGCAUCUCCUGAGCACAAAGGCCACACCCUCACAGACCAGGCGUCGCUGGGAUAGAGCGUUGGCUUCUGCCGAAUUACCUGGACACCUGAGGUACCCAAGCAAGAACAGGAAUAAUGAAGAGUCACAUGUGUUAGUUGCAGCCUUUUGAACCAAGCAAGAAGGAAAUCAACGGUGUGGACAGGGCUGGAACCGUUGCCAUGCUUGCUUGUUGGAGUAAAUGAGGAAUGGGCUUGUGAUUAUGCUGACAUUCCAGCAUGAAUCUGGUAGACCUGUGGUUAACCCGUUCCCUCUCCAUGUGUCUCCUCCUACAAAGUUUUGUUCUUAUGAUACUGUGCUUUCAUUCUGCCAGUAUGUGUCCCAAGGGCUGUCUUUGUUCUUCCUCUGGGGGUUUAAAUGUCACCUGUAGCAAUGCAAAUCUCAAGGAAAUACCUAGAGAUCUUCCUCCUGAGACAGUCUUAUUGUAUCUGGACUCCAAUCAGAUCACAUCUAUCCCCAAUGAGAUUUUUAAGGACCUCCAUCAGCUGAGAGUUCUCAACUUGUCCAAAAAUGGCAUUGAGUUUAUCGAUGAGCAUGCCUUCAAAGGAGUAGCUGAAACUUUGCAGACUCUGGACUUGUCUGACAACCGGAUUCAAAGUGUGCACAAAAAUGCCUUCAAUAACCUGAAGGCGCGGGCCAGAAUCGCCAACAACCCCUGGCACUGCGACUGCACUCUGCAGCAAGUUCUCAGGAGCAUGGCUUCCAAUCAUGAGACAGCCCACAACGUGAUCUGUAAGACUUCUGUGUUGGAUGAACAUGCCGGGAGACCAUUCCUCAAUGCUGCCAAUGAUGCUGACCUUUGUAACCUCCCGAAAAAAACUACCGAUUAUGCCAUGCUGGUCACCAUGUUUGGCUGGUUCACCAUGGUGAUCUCAUAUGUGGUGUAUUACGUGAGGCAAAAUCAGGAGGAUGCGCGGAGACACCUUGAAUACUUGAAAUCCCUGCCAAGCAGGCAAAAGAAAGCCGAUGAACCCGACGACAUUAGCACUGUGGUAUAGUGUCCAAACUGACUGGCAUUGAGAAAGAAACUCGUUUGCGACUGCAGUAGAAUAAGAGGUUUACUUCUCCCGUCCAUUGUCAACAUUUAAAACUUUGUAUCUCAGUUUCUUUUGAAUUUGCCACUGUUGAACUUUUAACAAACAUGACAACAUAACAAAUAAUUUUAGUUUAGGUGACCCACCCCUGAAUUGUACUCCCGGUGGUAUAUUCCUGAGUAAGAUACUCUCUGAACAUUAGUUAGAUCCAUCUCACUAUUUAAUAAUGAAAUUUAUUUUUUUAAUUUAAAACCAAAUAAAAGCUUAAC